This is a messenger RNA of Herpailurus yagouaroundi (jaguarundi), 740 nucleotides long. It is a transcript of the gene TMEM238L, whose product is annotated as transmembrane protein 238 like. The transcript has a single exon. The record is from RefSeq and is a predicted model, not a curated record. The coding region runs from base 229 to 468 and encodes 79 amino acids. NCBI's taxonomy places the organism in Eukaryota, Metazoa, Chordata, Mammalia, Carnivora, Felidae.
ACCACUCCUGAGUCACGAAGCAGUUAAGGAAUAGCCUGCCCCACUGGCUGCCGUGCUCAUAAAGCUGGAUCCGCGUGUACUUCCUUGUGGCUCCAGACAGCCUGACGUCUCCCUCGUUCGCUCACACCCAGCGGCCAGCCGGCGCGGGCGGCAGGAGGCAGAACCGCCACCCUCCCAUGCAAAUCAGCCCCAGGGGUGCAGCCGGGUUUCUCCCGCUGCUGCAGGGCAAUGCUCCUGGGGAGGCGCUGGGGAAGAUGCAGCCUGGGGCGCUGUGUACUCUUCCUUGUGCUGGCCCUGCUGCUCGACGCCGUGGGCCUGGUCCUUCUGCUGCUGGGCGUCUUCGCCUCCCUCGAUUACUGGGACUUCUUGGUCUACACGGGGGCCCUGACCCUGGUGUUCAGCCUGCUCUUCUGGAUCACCUGGUAUUCCCUCAACAUCGAGGUACCUCUUGAGAAGCUGGACUUGUAGUUUGGCCGUGGGCACAGGAGGAGGGACGCAGGCUCCACAGGCAGCUGGCCGUGAACCUGGGGCUGCUGCGUGGCUGGAGGGGUAGGGGCGUGUUUCCACUCCCACCCAGAACGCCCCACGGGGGAGCAGGUGAGUGCACAUGGGGCCCGCCUGGCAGGGUGGCUGGAGAGGCUGAGAAGGAACUGGAAGCCUGCACCCCGGCUGGGGGCUCUGCCCACCUGGGUGGGCACCUGUGGUGGCCACAGGCUGUCCUCUCCCCCUCCGGGGCCCGU